Molecule: messenger RNA, 930 nt
Organism: Linderina pennispora
Lineage: Eukaryota; Fungi; Kickxellomycota; Kickxellomycetes; Kickxellales; Kickxellaceae
Exons: 1
Coding region: 92-877 (261 amino acids)
Source: RefSeq, a predicted model, not a curated record
CUCGACCUUUGCAGGAAUGCGAAAGAAAGCACCUCUCCUCAUAUUCUCCCCUAUUUCACGACUAUUCCAACGAUAACCUCAGUAUAUACUAAUGACCAUGCCCGCUCUAUUUCUUCAGCUGUUCUGUGCGCAGCUCAUCCUGACACUCUCGGUGCUCGGUGCUCCGGGAGGACUGCUCGACCUCGACGGAAUCUUCAAUCGUGUAACGGGAGUGCUGGCACCAGCCAAGAACUUCGCCAUAGUGAACCAUGCCAGCGACGCCGCUUCUGGCCUGCCGUCCCAGCAGAGCAGCACUGAAAUGCCUGCUGAUAGCCAGCAACAGGCCAGAAUGGACAUGUCACCUGUAGCAAACGUGCCUUCUGUUGCCAAUGUGCCUUCUGUUGCCAAUGUGCCUUCUGUUGCCAAUGUAUCGCCCCAAGGCAGUUCUGAAACCCUGCAGGUGCCCGGGUCAAUCGACAUGGAAGUGCCUGAGGACCUCGGCCCGGAGUCUCGCAGCACCCCGGCUACACAGCCCAGCGCAACCGUACCCCAUGCUCCUUUAGCUACAUCUGGCCCGCACAAGGUCAUCCAGGUGGUGACCCAGAUCGUCAAUGCCCACGGCGAGGAUAUCGACGAGGACCAGGCCGCUGUGGCAGACAGAUCAGCUGAGGGAGACUCUAACAGGAGCGCAAUGCAUGAUACUAGCAAUACGAUUGUUGUCGACGAAGGCGACGGCGUUGCAACGAUGCUGCACACCAGCACGGUGGUUCUGGGUCAGCAGCAGGAAGAGCAGCGGAUGGCUAUGGCCGCCCCGCAUGUCUUCCAUCCGCAGAAUGCAGCAAGCGCAGUGGCAGCGCCAUGUGGGUUUGUUUUGAGUGUUUUUGCGAUUCUCUUUUGAUUCGACUCACAUUCACCUUCGUGUCUUUCCAAUAUCUCAAUGACAUUUACGCA